AUGGCACGGUUGGUUUCUCAGGGGGCAUGUAUGCUAUCAAGAGGUACCAUCAGUUCAAGAUGCUGUUAUGAGAUCUUUGAUGGUAUCGAUCCAAUCGCAAGGAUCAGCGAGGAUCAUGGGUUCGUCAAAAUAAAAAGAUUGACGGUGCAACGUCAAAGUCUUCGGGAUAUGGAAUUUUUGAGCUCGAUGCAAAUCACUUGGAUAAGAGCAUAUAUGGGUCUUGAAUCAAGUAGCAACCAGAAGUGUUCGCAGAUGUGUUUUUUGUUCUUUCCUAUGGUGCUUGAGAGAAUGCAUUUACUCUCAAAUACAAAACUUGUAGUCCGACAAACUUUUCAGGUAGCUUUACUGACGGAUGUGCGAUCAGAUCCAGGAUAA
This is a messenger RNA of Acaulospora morrowiae, 375 nucleotides long. The record is from the annotation of a GenBank genome assembly. NCBI's taxonomy places the organism in Eukaryota, Fungi, Glomeromycota, Glomeromycetes, Diversisporales, Acaulosporaceae.